CUAGCUCACUCACUAGCUAGCUAGUCGACGGUAGUCGAAUCGACCGUCUCGGACGCCAAGGUCAUCAUUGGCACAUUUGUAUUGGAAGGUUACAGCACUGUGAGCACUAUUCCAUUGACAGAUACAUACACACUCAAACACACACACACACGUGCACACUACCUGAUACUAACGUACACACUCACUGUCUACCUUUUUCAUGACGGACGCCCGCCUUCAUUCCCGUCCCUCGACGACCAAGACUACCAGUGCUUCGUCGAGCCCCACCAAGGCCGAACAAAAGCUGUUGGAUCAGGCCGAAGCCGCACGCCGUGGGGUGACGUACAAGGAAGUCAAGCAAGAGCGGAAAAAGAAAAAGCGCGAAGCCGAAACGCUCGACAAUGAUGACGAUCACCGAAAGGAAGUCAAACGUCUGCGGACCUACUCCAACGCGGACGAUGCGGCGACGGGCGACAGCCAACAGAAACGUCGGACGCGGUCCGUGGAUGCUGCCGAAGAAAAAGAGGCCGGCAAGUCCAUACUCUCAACAGAGGAGUGGCGCAAAGAACACAUGAUCUCCAUUCAAGGACACGGCAGUGAACGGGCGACGCAGACGUUCCCGGAUCCCUUUAUGGAAUUCAAAGACGCCCCUUUUCAAGAACGUAUCCAACAAGCCUUUGCUCAAGCCGGAUUUGCCCGCCCUACCUCCAUUCAGGGACAAGCCUGGCCCAUUGCCUUGCAAAAUAAGGACAUGAUUUGCGUUGCCAAGACCGGAUCCGGAAAAACCUGCGGGUUCUUGUUACCCGUCUUUCAUCAGCAUUUGGUGAAGCAGACUCGGAUUCAGGGCUUUACCAAACCCAUUCUUCUCGUCCUGGCGCCCACUCGGGAACUAUCGGUACAAAUAUUGGAAGAAGCCCAAAAGUUUGGUCGUCCUCUCGGAAUUCGCAGUGUUUGCUGUUACGGUGGGGCUUCCAAACACCCGCAAAUUGCGGCUCUGCAGCGUGGGGUGGAAUGCGUCAUUGCCACACCCGGCCGUCUCAACGAUUUGAUCGAAAUGCGCAAGGCUGAUCUCAGCAAAGUCCAGUAUCUGGUACUGGACGAAGCCGACCGCAUGCUGGAUAUGGGCUUUGAACCACAGAUCCGAUCCAUCAUUUUGAACAUUCCACCCGAAAACCGGCAAACCUUGUUGUUUUCGGCAACCUGGCCCAAGGAAAUUCAAGCCCUGGCACACGACUUUUUGAAAAACCCCAUACAAAUUAAUGUGGGGGAAGUCAACGCGCUAGUGGCCAACAAAGAUAUCCAACAAACCAUUGUCAUGUGCAGUGAAUCGGAAAAACUCGACAAGCUGGAACAGAUUCUGCGCGACCUCAUGCACGGCAAGAUCAUCGUUUUUGUCGCCAAGAAGAUUUCUUGCAACGAUCUCGCGAAUCGGUUGUGGGAGGACGGUUUCGCCGUUGAUUCCUUGCACGGAGAUCGUCCCCAGUGGGAACGAACCCGCGUUAUGCAGGCCUUUAAAGGUGGGCAAUUACGUGUACUGAUCGCAACCGAUGUCGCGGCCCGUGGACUUGACGUUAAGGAUGUCGGUGUAGUGGUCAAUUACGACAUGCCGUCCGGCGUGAAUGGUGUUGAAGAUUACGUGCACCGCAUUGGUCGGACCGGUCGCGCGGGCAAUAAAGGCAAGGCGUACACUUUCUUUACGCAGGGUGAUCGAAAAAAUGCCACACAAUUGGUGCAAGUCUUGACCAAGGCGCAGCAAGAAAUUCCACCCGAACUGCAAGCCAUGGCGCGACCACGGUUUGGCGGAGGUGGUCGCGGCUCGGGCGGACGCGGAUAUUCCUCCGGACGUGGUGGGCGUGGGUAUAUGGGUGGUGGCGGCGGUGGUGGAUACGGCCGUGGAGGCUAUGGACGUGGCGGCGGCCGCGGUGGUCGCGGGGGGUUUCGGCGAUAAAUGACUAAUUAAGCUUAACUUCAUU
Phaeodactylum tricornutum CCAP 1055/1 is the source of this 1952-nucleotide messenger RNA. RefSeq lists its product with no specific name. Gene Ontology annotation, molecular function: RNA binding; RNA helicase activity; ATP binding. Gene Ontology annotation, cellular component: ribonucleoprotein complex; cytoplasm; nucleus. The coding region runs from base 200 to 1927 and encodes 575 amino acids. The record is from RefSeq and is a predicted model, not a curated record. NCBI's taxonomy places the organism in Eukaryota, Bacillariophyta, Bacillariophyceae, Surirellales, Neidiaceae. The transcript is spliced from 2 exons.